AUGAACGAUUCAGUUAGUAGCCCGGUCAAGGCCACGUGUCGAGACAUGGCCUUAAAAAGUAGUUUGCAUUCCUUCACGUUCAGUUUGAAAGAUUUCGAUAUCGCAGGGUUUCUGGGAGAUGGGGCCCACGGAAGUGUAUUCCUCGCCUGCGAAAGGAGAACAAAUUUCAUUUGUGUCUUAAAAUGUAUAUCAAAAUCACACCUUGUGAAGAGUACUCAAGAAGCUUUGCUAAGAAAGGAGAUAGAAUUGCAGGCUCAUUUGAAACACCCCCACAUAGCAUGUAUGUAUACAUGGUUCCACACAAGCAGCCAUGUAUUUUUCGUAAUGGAAUAUUGUUCUAAUGGUGAUCUUUUCACUUACCUAAAUGAACAUGGGCCAUUUUCUGAGAAAAGAGUAGCCGAAAUGCUCUUCGAAAUUAUUUGGGCUAUAAGAACAUGCCAUGAUAAAAGAAUAGCACACUUGGAUUUAAAACCAGAAAAUGUAUUAGUCAAUCAUGAAGAGAAAUGUAAAUUAGCUGAUUUUGGACUAUCCGCACAUAUAGGAUCAAAACACAAAAAAAAAGGAAUAUCACAUUAUAGGGGAACACAUGAUUAUUGGUCACCUGAACAAUGUGCUAGACAUCAAAAAAAAAAACAGAAUUUUGGAGAAUUUGAUCAAAAAACAGACAUAUGGACAUUGGGAAUAUUAGCAUUUGAAUUAAAAUUUGGAAGACCACCAUUUGGAUCGACUAAUGAAGAAAGAGAAACAAUUAUUAUGAACAGAAUUCAGGAAUAUCACUGGAGUCAAUUAUUUUGUGAAAAAGUUAAACAAGAUUUAAUUGAUAAGUUAUCACCUGAGUUUAAGGAUUUCCUAAAUUUAUGUCUAGAUAAAAAUCCAAAAAAAAGACCAACAGCAGAAUCAUUAAUUCAACACCCAUUUAUUUUUACGCACAACAAAAAUAGGCCAUGUAUUAAAUCAUAUGCUACCCAACCAAGGGGUAAACAGGGCCCAAAACUUAAUCACAAAGGAUUUAAUGAGCAGGAUGGUUCGUUCCUCACUCCCAUUUGGUUCCACAACAAGGGGUAG
Molecule: messenger RNA, 1065 nt
Organism: Plasmodium gonderi
Lineage: Eukaryota; Apicomplexa; Aconoidasida; Haemosporida; Plasmodiidae
Product: serine/threonine protein kinase
Exons: 4
Coding region: 1-1065 (354 amino acids)
Biological process (GO): protein phosphorylation
Molecular function (GO): ATP binding; protein kinase activity
Source: RefSeq, a predicted model, not a curated record